This is a messenger RNA of Coprinopsis cinerea okayama7#130, 2763 nucleotides long. RefSeq names its product other/FunK1 protein kinase. Lineage: Eukaryota; Fungi; Basidiomycota; Agaricomycetes; Agaricales; Psathyrellaceae. Bases 1 to 2763 code for a protein of 920 amino acids. The record is from RefSeq and is a predicted model, not a curated record. The transcript is spliced from 9 exons.
AUGUCGAACUCUCAGAGUCACACUGCUUCCCAGGUCUUCUCUUCCGACACACGGUCCACCGUAGCCCGUCUCUCUAAGGCUGACACUCUGCUCAAAAGCCAGAUGACGACGAAUAGCUUUGUGACUACAGCCGAUAUGGUCGAGGAGGCUGUUAGCCAGGACGUGGAGCACCACACCUGGCUUUGCGCGACCGAGGAGUUUCUCGAGAAAUUCCUUGGUUGCCAACUCGGCGACGAGAAGGUCCGUGCGAUCCUCAAAAAGUUACCUCCCGAGGUGUAUACGAGUAAGGGUGGGUGGCAAGGCCUUCCUGCGGAGGCUGGCGGGCCAGAGAAACCAUACUACAAACCCCUGACCUUGAUCCUCAAUGCAAUCGUGGAGGCUGCACGGAACCUGGGCUUCAUCGGAGCAGAUGCGAUACAAUGUUGCUGGCUGGACCGACACUCAGUGGCGCCCAAGUCCAACACCAUGGACGCCAGCAAGAUUCGGCCAGACAUCUUGGACGCUAUCCUUGGUCCGGAUGGACCGGAUGUGGCAAAGGAGUUUAUGAAGUCGGCGUAUGAUGCGGAACGUGAACAACUGAAAGCGGAGGAGGGGGAAGAGACGGAUCUAAACCGCGCAACCAAGCGACCCCGCACCGAUACAGAGGAAAAUACGGCACCGCCUCCAACAGCUCACAUUGCCUCUUGGAUCAGAACUCUCCUCCCGGUCGAGGUGAAGCCGAAGGGCGGCGAUGUUUGGGACGUCGCCAAGCAGCUAUGCACCUACUUUCGCCAGAUUCUCCGCGAACAACACGACCGCCGCUUUGUGUUAGGGCUCAUCUUCCUUCACCGCUCUCUAUGCCUCUGGUACUGCGAUCGUUCAGGAAUCCUCGGGACAGCGACGUUGAUUGAUAUCGACGAGAAUCCCGAAUUACUCGUUCGCGUCAUUGCUAGUUUUGCAAUGAUGACUCCCGAACGACUUGGCUUCGAUCCCAAUAUGAAGCUCUCGGUGGAGGGACACCUUCCUUCCUUCAGCUACAAUAUGUCAUACGUCAACAUUCCCAAACUCAGAUCGCAGUUACAUUGGCGGAUUUUGAUUUCGGGCCAAUGGUACCAAACUGUUGAGGCUCUGAGCACUGCUCGCUCCGAGGUCAUGUGUGGCCGGGCGCCGGUCGUUUGGCGAGCAUUCCGCAUCGACGAUCCCAAUCGAGAGCUAGUUAUUAUCAAGCAAAGUUGGCGCCCACACAUGGGCGAAAAGAGCGAAGGCGAAAUCUACGAGCUACUGGGGGACUUCGGCAGGGGCGAACCCAGAGUCAUCUCCGAGGAUGUCGAAAGGUCCAACACACAGCUGCAUUUUCGCGGAAAGAUUGACAGAUUCGAGCCGGAUGGCACCCCCGCCUUCGACAACCACACCAAACGGCAACGUCCCUUGCCUGAACCGACUGACGAGAAUUGUCUGGUGCAUCGGACCUUCAAUCUCAAGUCGUUACGGAAGGUACCCGCCAAACCUCAUAAGUUCAUGGAACGCGUUCAGUGCCGGCUGGUUAUCCCUGUGAAUGGUCUGCCCCUCAAAAUGGCUGUGUCUUCGAAGGAUCUAUUGUCCGCAUUGGAGGGCAUUCUUGAAGAUUACGAGUACGCCUAUCUCAUGAAGGGCGUUUGCCAUCGCGAUUUGAGCAUCGGCAAUCUCGUUAUUCAAGUUGUAUCUGGCAAGCGGCGAGGACGCCUGAUUGAUUUCGACCACUCUAAAGUCCUCGACAGCUUCGUGCGAGAGAGGGCCUCGUCCCUUCGAGAGGAACUGAGCGAGGAGCUGGAUGAAUUCCACUUCCUGACCGCCCAUAAAAAGUGUCCGAAAGCCACAGACAAUCUUGCACUUCUCCUUCUCGACCUUGCACGCCGCGAAGGGGGGAAGAUUAGAGUUAUGGUGUACAACGCGGUAGCGGCGUACUGCACAUUGUGUUCAUCUCUCAAGCCGAACAGGGGUUCAGGGCCGGUGGCUCCAUCAGAACUGCUUCCAUGGUUAGACGACGACCCGGUACUUCCUCCUCGCUUUGAGAAACGAAAAGCAGUGCAUAGUUUCGUGACGGGAACUGAUGCGUUCAUUAGCCAUCGACUUCUGCGUGAUGGAGCCGAAACCCACAUAGCUAUCCACGACAUGGAGUCACUCCUAUGGGUCGUCUUGUACAUCUUCCUUACCCGUGAGGGCUUUGGAGGUAAACCGCGACCUGACCCUCGUGAUGACAUAUCCCACAUGGCGGCAGUUCGACGGUAUUGGCUCUUUGAGGCCUCCAAGCAUGAAAUCAAGGACAUCAAGUCCCAGUUGUUCUCGCUGGCUUACGGCAGUGACCCCCAACUCUUUGACACGGAAAUCCACCCAUUCGUCCACCCCAGUUUCAAACCCCUGGCCCCACUCGUUGAUGAUUGGUGGAACAUCCUCUGCAAGGCCUUCCAUCCGGAAGAUACUGAUCUCCUUUACAAGUAUUACCCUGUCGCAGCCUUCCGUCAGUCGGUGCGGAACCUCAAGGAUUCGCUUCCAGCCUCGGACCAUUCAGCUGCCGAAGGCCUCCUGGAUCAGCAAUUGAAGGCCAUGGCUAAACUCCGUGAACUUGCUGCUCGGCUCACCCGGGACGUAGAGGUCGAAUCAAGUUCCACCACUCCGCCUACUGCUAGUGCACAAUUGCCGGCGGCCCCUCUGGAUCAGACUCCCCCUGCGAAGAAGAAAGGAGUCGAGAAGUGGAACGUAGGUCAGCAGAGCACCGAUCCUCUACCUACCUUGGAAUUCAGCUAG